GGCGUGUUUUGAAUGGGCGCCGCUUGCUGAGGGCGCGCCAUGAGCAGAGAGGAUGACAUUUGGGAUUAUAAAUCUGUUCGCAAAGUCAGGCGUCCUGAGAAUAGUGCAGAGGUUCGCAGCCCGCCGCCUGGGAGGUUGCUCAAGCGGUCGAAAGCCGAGCGGGGAAGAAGUGGCAGAGCUGUCGCUGAUGGGCUCCGGUCCAGGAGUAGGAGAGGGGCCAAGUGCCCGGAGCCUGAGCGGGAGUCAGGGACCACAGAUCGGCUCUCCUCCCGACCUCUCAGCCCUUCCGCCGCAUCUGUACAUCGCCCAGCCACUCCCAGCCCACUGUCACGGCCUACCGAUCCUUCUACCCCACUUAAGCAGACUGAAAGCAGCAAUGCGCCCGGUGGAAAGUGUAUCCUGACAAAGACCAAACCGGUGCAUUCUGGCCAUUGCCCAAUCUGUCAAAUGCCCUUCUCUCUGCUGAUGAUAGAAACGCCUCGGUGGCACGUUGCAGAAUGUUUGGAUACACCAGGUUGCACGGACAAUGAAUGUCCAGAUGGUUUACUUUGUAACAGUACCAUUCCAAGACACUACAAACGUUACUCCCACAUGCUACUUGCUGAAAGUAGAGCUUUGAGCCAAAAUGACACUCAAGCUGCAUUAUGCAAUGGCUUAAAAAAGGAUACCCUGGCUGUUUCCCCUGACUGUAACAACAAUCACCAAUCCUCCCAAAAUGGUCAAUCACUCCAGAUUAAAGAAAGUCCAACAAACAAAACCCAAAAUGCAUUACUAUUGCUAAAAUCACCUGUUAACAAAGUUACUGGAAAAAGCACAAACAAAUUCAAGUUUAGAAGAGGAACAAAUGGGACACCCUCAUCUAAAAAAGUUCCAAAGAAAAGCAUGUCUGCAUUGUCAACUGAUAACCCUAUCAGAGAAUUGACUUGUUCAGAAUCACAAUUAACAACACAAGUAAAACCUGCAAUCAAUAUGGGUGGAUUGUGUAAUGAGACAGCAAUCAAUGAUGUAAUUAAGGACCUGAAGAGUUUCUCAGAACAUAAUUCUGCUUUUGCCCUUGCUUCAAAUACCAAUUACGAUGAUGAUGAUGAUAUCAAUUACUCUCCACUUUGUAGUGAAGAUGAAACUCAUAAUCAUAAAUCUCAAUCUUUUCCCAGGAAGCAGUUGUUUCAAGAUCAAAGUAUUAAACAUUGUUGUAAUAGAGAAAACAUUAUGUUUUCUGACUUUAGAAGUCAGGAGUUAAGUUGCAAAUCUAGUGUCAUUAAAGACACAGUCAUACCUGGUAUUUAUGCUCUUAGCAUGGGCCCAGACCCUGCCCUAUUGAUUGAUUGUGUCAGUAUUUCAACACAAAAUGGAAAAGAGAGUGAAACAAAAUUACCACACCCAAAAUUAAAUAAUAAAGAUAAUAAAGGGGUAACUAAUCAGUCACAAUCUAAUUUAACUGGUUGUGCAACCUUCAUUAAAUUGGAAUCAGAAGACUCAAAUUCUAGCAGUUUAUUAAUUCUCCCUCAAAUUAAAGAGGAACAACAGUCUACUUUGCUUGCUGGCAUGGAAGAAUGUUUUGAUAAUCAAGUUAGCAAUGAAAGGAAAGGUAAUUCCAAAAAUUCUAUGGAGACCCCAUCGGCUGGCACUCGGAGCUUUAUUUCUGAGAAACUGGGAAGCAUUAUACAAAAGGAUAAUAAUCCAAAAAAUAGAAUUUUGGAAGUGGCAUCACUAAAUUCACUGGAAAAAGUUUCUUUAAAUACCCCCAAGAGGACUGCUUCUAAUAAAGAAUUAAAGCAAACUGAUAUUGGAGUUUUCUUUGGACUUCAACCAAAAAUCAAAGAUGAGAAAGAAUGUCUCAAAAAUGAAAUUCAAGGAAAAACAAAAGAAUUAUUUUCAGAGCUGUCAUGUACUACAAAGAGACAACGACAAAGGAAGAGGAAAAUUGAUAGCUCUGUAGGAGAUGAAGCUUCCACAGGAAAUGUAGAAAAGCUUCAACCAGACCUUAUUGAAGAACAACAAAGCAGAAUGAAAAGACGCAGGAGAGGAAUAAGUUCAUACAGCAAAAAUAAGCAGUGUCCUUUUUACAAGAAGAUCCCAGGAACUAAUUUCACAGUGGAUGCCUUCCAAUAUGGUGUUAUUGAGGGUUGCACUGGCUACUUUCUUACUCACUUUCAUUCCGAUCAUUAUGGAGGUCUUAGCAAGAAUUUCAGAUGCCCCAUUUACUGCAGCACAAUAACACGCAAUUUGGUGAUAUCUAAACUUAAAGUACAGGAUCAGUAUGUGAUAAGUCUUCCCAUGAACACUGAAUGUAUUGUGGAAGGUGUUAAGGUCGUGCUUUUGGAUGCAAAUCACUGUCCAGGUGCUGUUAUGCUACUGUUCCAGCUUCCUAAUGGCAAUACGCUUUUGCAUACUGGUGAUUUUCGAGCAAAUGCCUCCAUGGAACGUUACUCGCAUCUGAAGGGUCGAAAAGUUCAUAUUCUUUAUCUCGAUACCACAUAUUGCAGUCCAGAAUACACCUUUCCUUCCCAGCAAGAAGCCAUUCAGUUUGUGGGAAAUAUUGCCUUUGAAAGUAUAACAAUGAACCCUAGGACAUUAGUUGUCUGUGGUACAUACUCAAUUGGAAAAGAGAAGGUUUUCCUUGCCAUAGCUGAGGUGCUUGGAUGUAAAGUCUGUACUACUAAAAAUAAGCUUGAUAUUCUUCAUUGCUUGGGUUGGGAACAGAUAAAUUCUGUUAUCACUCUGGACUGGAAAAGCUCUCAACUUCACUUAUUGCCAAUGAUGCAGAUUACUUUUAAGGGUUUACAAGCUCACAUGAAUAAAUUUCCUGGGAAAUAUGACCAAGUUGUAGCAUUCAAGCCAACUGGAUGGACAUACUCAAGCCAAAAUGGCACAGGUCUUGACAUCAAACCUCGGGUCCAAGGAAAGAUUGCUAUUUAUGGGGUGCCUUAUAGUGAACACAGCAGCUACCUUGAGAUGAAGAGUAGUCAAAGUGGUUGUGGAUAACAUGUUAUGGAUUCAGUGGUCUAAAUGGUAAAGAAGAGUCUGUGAAAGGACAAUAUACAGUUAUUAACAAUCUGUCAAAGAACAUGCUUAAAUCUGCAAUCAAGAUGAAUGCUGAUAGUACAAAGUAUAUUGAUGAAAUGAUCAACUUUAUAAAUUGCAAAGAGAUUUUUAAUAAAUGCUGAAUGGAUGCAUUCUUAUCCUAUGCUCAAGUUAUUAUAAGUCCAUGGACCUUGUAGUCCUGGAACAACAUCACUGAAGACCAAAAUCCCUUUUUCUGCUACUUACUUGAAUUCCUCUUCCAGGUGAUGCUUUCAAACAAGCACAGACUAACCAGAGCAUUGAGGCCCUCCAUUGGUUGAGGUUGACUAUGAAUGUUGUGUCCCAGCUGUCCACAUGAUACGCAAGAUGGGGCAGUAUGAUAUGGAGAGCAAACUGUUGCUCAUCCAGCAGGCUUUCCCUCUCCACGCAGCUGACGAAUCCAAAGGAAUGGCAGAGACAGUUUGGCACUAGUGGCAUCACAGGAGUUGUCAGUCAGUGUUGAACCUCAGCAUAGGACUGCCUUAGGGACUUCAGUUCUGGAUUUUUCCUCUGGCUUUACUCCUGAUCCUUUCCCAUGAGUGGGUGUAGCCACAAGACAGUUGAGGUUUGAGAUCAGAAUUUUUGUUCCCCUGGAUGAGCUGCCAACCUCGGCUGACGAGCCCCAUCUGCUCAAAGCAACUGAUCUUGAGGCGCCAGUAAGCCACCUUUGCUCUUCCUCCUGUCAGUAGAAAUUGUUCCAUUGGGCUUCAUUGUUUAGCCACACUUGAAAGCCAGGAGCUGGACUUGCUUGCCAGAGUCUAUUUGUGGCUCAUGCCAUUGGGUGCAUUUAAUAGGUAGUGGGAGUUUUUAUUCCCACUGCUACCCCUGGCUGUAAAAGCCUUAAGGAGCCAACAAAGCAUUAGUGUUAGGUUUAUCCUUGUGAACCAAUCAAAAUAUAAUCUGCAGCAUUACCAAAUAACUCAGUUCCAACCCUGGUGUCCAUUCUCAUCCCUUUUUAACUGCUGAAAUCUUCAUCUACAGCAAUCUUAUUUUAUGCCAUGGAGCCUUGCCAUUAACUGAAGGAGCUGUAGAUCUGAACAACAGUAUUUAUUACGGUUAAUCUAUUUCAAUUCCAAUGAAACAGUGUAUUGGGAUCAAGGAUGACUUAAUUCCACUCCAGUUCUAAGGUGGUCAAUUAAGCCAUUGUGGAACCUACAGAUACUGUCACUGAUGGGCAGUAAGUUCUUGAUGAGGUAAGCUGGCAAAUUGUUUUGGAAGUGUUGUGCGUACUCCUAAGAUUUUGUACAAUAUAAUAAACUUUGUUUUGUCCUUUAUUUGUGAAUAGUUGUAAAAUUGUAAUGCUUAAAGUAUGAUGGGAAACAUGGCUGAGCAAAUUAAAGAUUAAAACUCAUGACAGGUUCUGUUAACUGCAGUAACGUUCUUUGGUUUUGUAAUAAUCUGAGAAGUUGCCGCAAAACUAAGAGCUUGGUAAUGUGAUCUUUUUGUGUACAAUUGAUCGCUUGGGAAUAAAAAUGUGGCUAGCAAAAAUACCAGUUAUUGGGGGACUAGAGGUGAUAGUCAGCAGCUUUAAAUGCUAGUUGUUAUUUCAGAGGAUCUGUCCCAGUCUAGCACACAUGUCACUUGGUUUUAUUUGGUAAGAGGUGGUAGCAUUCAAGCUUGUCACAGCCAUCAAGCAUCCUUCUGUGAUUCCAAUUUUGUCUGGAAUUGCCACUUUGCAUGUAAGAUGUCUUUUUGGAGGUCAUACCUGGCCCUCUUGUAUUUUAAACAUAAAGAUUCUGCAGAUGCUGGAAAUCAAGAGCAACACACACAAAAUGCGAAAAGAACUCAGUAUAUCAGGCAGCAUCUACGGAAGUGAAUAAACAGUCGAGUUUUUGUGCCAAGACACUACUUCAGGACUAUUGUUGUAUCCCUGUUCUUCCCUUGGUCACCUGACUUAAAUGUCACUGAUCUAGCCCUCAGAAGAUUGCAGGUCUUUGUUCAUUGAAGGGUUGUAUAUGCAAUGUUUGUUCAUUAUGUGCUGUUUUGUAUGAUGUUGGUGAUCAUGGUCUUUUCCAUGACCAUGAUUGUUCAUGGCGAUUUGCCAUUGCCUUUUUCUGAGUAGUGUCUUUACAAGACAGGUGACACUAGCCAUUAUCAAUAUUCUUCAGAGAUUGCAACAGUGAUCACAUAAACAAAACUUGUGAUAUACGCCAGCUGCUCAUAUGACUUAAUAUGACCCUGAUCAGGGCUAAGCAGGUGCUAGUACACCUUGCCCAGGGUGACCUGCAGGCUAGUGGAGGGAAGGAGCACCUUGCACCUCUUUUGGUAGAGACAUAUCUCUGCCUUGUCACCUAAGACACAUGUGCAUUGAUAACGCAUUUACUUUGAAGCUCCCUAGGGGAUGAGGACCAAUCAUUUAUUUGAUUGGAAGCCUGCAGGAAGAAUGGAAUUGUAAUGGAUAUGAAUAUCACAUUAGGAAAAAAUGUAAUUCAACAGAGAUUGGGAUGAUUUACUUUUCAGUGACAAAUUGACAGAUUAAAAACACAAAUGACUAACUGAGGAAGAUGGUGUUAAACCUUGCUGCUGUUCUGUGGACCUGGGCAAAGCUAUGUAUCAAGUGAGGUUGUGAACAGCUGUGGUCUUUUUUAACCACUGGAAGCAGUGAAUCCAGUGGGCUCAAUAUUUAAACAUUGAUGUUUGAAUGAGAAGUUGGGGAUGAAGCUAAGAACACUGAUUUUUGCAUUGAAAAGUUUAAAGCAAACUUCUCAAAAUACGUAUACAACCCAAUACAAUUUUCUUGUGGGCAUACUCAGAUAAUUCAAGAGUCAUAAUAGAAACAAAAAAUCAAUAUGUAAAAGACAACAAAUUUUGCAAAUACGAAAGAAAUAAUAAUAAUAAUAAUAAUAAUAAUAAGCAAUAAAUGUUGAGAAGAUGGUGAAGAGUCCGUGAAGGCGAGUCCUUAGGUUGUGGGAACAGUUCAGUUAUGUGCUGAGUGAACCCCUCUGGUUCAGAGCCUGAUGGCUGAGGGGUAAUAACUGUUCCUGAACCUAGUAAUGAGAGUCCUGAGGCUCCUGUACCACCUUCCUGAUGGCAGCAGUGAGAAGAGAGCAUGACCUGGAUGGUGGGACUCCCUGAUGAUGGAUGCUGCUUUCCUGUGACAGCCUUCUGUGUAAGUGUGCUCAGUGGUGGGGAGGGCUUCAUCCAUGAUGGUCUAGGCCAUAUUUACUACUUUCUAUAGGAGUUUCCAUAUAACGUCAUUGGUGUUUCCAUAUCAGAUAGAGAAGAAAAAUUUGAAGAAAACAUCACAGACCCCAGAGGCCAAUGGUUGAGAACUACUAAUUAGCUGUUAAGUGUAGAAUUUGUUUUUGAUUCACUUGGUGCUCUUUUGCCAUAAGAGUUUUAAAUAAAGUGUGUAUUUCUGUUCUACAUGGGUUGUUGUUGGGUUCGCUGCUUUUCACAUUAUAUGUUAAUGAUCUGAAAAACGGAAUUUAAGGCUUAGUGGCUGAAUUUGCAGAUGAUAUACUCUUCAAGUAUGUCAAGUGCAAGAGGAUAAGACAUGAGAGAAUAGAACCUAUCAAGUGUGACAUUGGAAAAGUGUGUAUGGAACCGGAGGAGAUAGCAGAGGUACUUAAUUAAUACUUUGCUGCAGUAUUCAGUACAGAAAAGGACCUUGACAAUUAUAUGGAUGACUUACAGCAGACUGAAAAGCUUAAAGAGGAUGCUCUGGAGCUUUUGAAAAGCAUCAAAUUGGAUAAGUCACUGGGACCAGGCAAGAUAUAGGCCAGGCUAAAAUGGGAGGUGAAGGAGGAGAUUGCUGAGCCUCUGGCAAUGAUCUUUAUAUCAUCAAUGGGGACAGGAGGGUUAAAA
Molecule: messenger RNA, 6870 nt
Organism: Hypanus sabinus (Atlantic stingray)
Lineage: Eukaryota; Metazoa; Chordata; Chondrichthyes; Myliobatiformes; Dasyatidae
Gene: dclre1a
Product: DNA cross-link repair 1A (PSO2 homolog, S. cerevisiae)
Exons: 10
Coding region: 40-2985 (981 amino acids)
Biological process (GO): protection from non-homologous end joining at telomere; double-strand break repair via nonhomologous end joining; interstrand cross-link repair
Molecular function (GO): 5'-3' DNA exonuclease activity; damaged DNA binding
Source: RefSeq, a predicted model, not a curated record